GGUAUGGUGAUGAGGGGGACAGUGAGAUGGAGCAGAGCAGCAGCAGCUCCAGUGUUUUCCCUGCUCACUGACUGAAGAAACGCAGCGUGGUGUCUCAGCCCGUGAGCCCUGCAUGCGAGCACACACUUGGCACGGCUAUUGGGGAAAACGAUGCACCAACACCACCGCCGCUUCGCACUGUCGCCGCUGCUAGCCAGGUGCUGGACCAAAGAGCAAGGACGCCGUUAACGUGACUGAAUCUAAACUUGUAUGUAUGUGUGGUGCGCCGCUCCUGCUGGUCCCGCACGCAGACGAACGAGAAGAUGCUGAGCCGACUGAUGAGUGGCAGCAUCAGGAGUCUAGACAGAGAAUGCAACUGUACUGUGAGAUUGCUGGACGAUUCGGAGUACACCUGCACGAUUCAGCGAGAUGCCAAGGGACAGUACCUGUUUGACCUCAUUUGCCACCACCUCAACCUACUGGAGAAGGACUACUUUGGCAUUAGAUAUGUUGACCCAGAUAAGCAGAGGCAUUGGUUGGAGUUUACAAAGUCAAUUGCCAAACAAAUGAAAUCCCAGCCUCCGUUCACCAUGUGUUUGCGUGUCAAGUUUUACCCUCCUGACCCUGCUGCCCUGAAAGAGGAAAUCACCAGAUACCUAGUCUUCCUGCAGAUCAAGAGGGAUCUGUACCAUGGCCGCCUCCUGUGCAAGACAUCAGAUGCUGCUCUGUUGGCAGCCUACAUACUGCAAGCUGAAAUCGGUGACUACGACCCCGGGAAACACCCAGAGGGCUACAGCUCCAAGUUCCAGUUCUUCCCCAAGCACUCGGAGCGGCUGGAGCGGCGGAUCGCUGAGAUCCACAAGACUGAGCUGAUAGGUCAGAGCCCUGAAACGUCAGAGCUCAACUUCCUUCAGAAGGCUCAGAUGCUGGAGACGUAUGGAGUCGACCCUCAUCCAUGCAAAGAUGUCUCUGGCAACCCAGCUUUUCUGGCUUUUACGCCCUUUGGAUUCACUGUGCUCCAAGGAAAUAGGAGGGUUCACUUCCUCAAAUGGGAGGAGGUGACCAAACUCAAGUUUGAAGCAAAGACAUUCCAUAUAUAUGCAAAUCAGAAGGAGGAUAAGAAGAUCAUACUGACGUAUUUUGCACCGACACCAGAGGCCUGUAAGCACCUAUGGAAGUGUGGAGUUGAGAAUCAGGCCUUCUACAAGUUGGAGAAGUCGAGUCAGGUUCGCACUGUGUCCAGCAGUAAUCUCUUCUUCAAAGGGAGUCGCUUUAGAUACAGUGGAAGGGUUGCAAAAGAGGUAAUGGAACAAAGUGCCAAAAUUAAGCGAGACCCCCCUGAGAUUCACAGGGCUGGCCUGGUUCCCAGUAGGAGCUGUCCAUCCAUCACUCACGGCCCUCGCUUGACCAGUGUGCCCAGGACCCGGCGGAGAGCUGUACACAUCUCCAUCAUGGAGGGUCUGGAGUCCCUUCGAGACAGCGCCCACUCCACACCCGUGCGCUCCGUCUCCCACGGCGACUCCUUCAUGCCUCGUUCACGGGGACAGAUGGUGGACGGCAGCGAGGCUGGCGCGUCGGGAAUCAUCUCUGACGAGGCCUACAGCCCCUCAGACAGCGUGCUACCUACGCCAGUGGCCGAACAUGGCAUGGAGCUGGCCGUGGCGCGUCAUCUGAACGGCGCUCCCUGCAGCAUAGAAGAGGAGAAGGAGUCGGCGGCCAGGGCGUCGAUGGAGGGCCAGGCAGCGGAGUUUGGGCCUGGCGGGAGGGCGCGGCGGACAGGCCGGAGCAGGUCGGCACCUCCGAGCGACGCGGAGGACCUGAAUAAGUUCGUCCUGAGCGUCUUACGCCUGUUCCUGGUCACCAUAGGACUCCUGUUCGCCCUGCUGCUGCUCCUCAUCAUGCUGACCGAGUCAGAGCUGGACAUUGCCUUCCUGAGGGACAUCCGCAAGACGCCUGAAUUCCAGCAGUUCCACUUUGAGUACUUCUGCCCAUUGCGGCGCUGGUUCGCCUGUAAGUUGCGCUGGAUGGGAGGCUUCCUUAUCAGCAAGUGAGACAAAGCGAAAGGUAGAGACUAAAUGAAAAACAGGACUCCACUGAGGGAGAAGAGACACUCACAACACAUGAAGGCGGGUGGAGGGAGAGCAACAGACAGUAGACCUAUCCAAACAUUAACCCUGCUUCUCCCAGGACACAGUUCCUGUCACAAGCCACGGACUGUCCCCAGAAGAGCCUUGUCAUUUUUUUUUGUUUGUUUGUUUGUUUGUUUGUUUGUUUUGACUAUUACUGCGAGGAAAUGAAUCAACACACAUAUUACUUUGCAAAAUCAGGUCAUCUCAAGGUACUUUAUUUUUACACAAAGUCACAGCAACAGGGUUUGUCUCUCACAGUCUGUCGCAGACAUGAGGAGAGAACACACUGUUCAACCACAGAUAACAGUUGCCUUUAAUUUUUUAUUAAUUUCUAUGUUGUAACAUUAAUGUAAGACAAAGAGGGAUCAGAGAUGUCGGUGUGUGUUGUUUGACUUGACUGUAAAAGAGGGGCAGAGAAAAGUGUGGAGAGAAAGCGCAAAAGGGGGCCAGUCUAACUCAUGUCAUUCUCUUAUUUCAACACCAACAGACCAUCCAUGAUAAUAAAAUAUUUCACCAUGGCUGCUGCUAUGAGAUUAAAACUGCUCUCUUCAGUUGCACCAGUAUGUGGAGGUUGGAGAAAGUGUGAAAUGGAAAAUUGAAGUGGCACUUCUUGAAUGUAAACCAAAUCCUAGUCAAAUACUAUUUGUGAAUAUUUAUUGUGGUUUGUUUUAUUGUACCGAAGCAGAUGAGUGGACUUUGCCGCACGGAACAACAUGAAUGGCAGAAAGUUCAGACAAUCACAAGAAAGAAUGUGAAAAUAAAUUAUAGUACCUUUUUUCAGUGAUCGAUCACUUAUCCAACACUGCUUGAAUUGUCCCGAUUUGGUAAAUGCCACUCAUCUGGCACUUCACAUGAGUUAAAAACUAAGGCUAAUGAUUAAUUGCAACUACUAUUUGACCCAGGUGUGAUGCAGAUGCUGUCCUGUAAGAAGGCUUGAAAGACUAUUUUUGUAAUUAAUGACUGUGACUUGGUGUAUGGUCACAUAUUAGACAUACAUCAACCGUGUGCUCACGUUAUUAUUUUUGUCCAGACAUUAGAGCAACAUUAAAGUUUGUCUUGUAAAGUCCAUCGACUAUCAACUAGAUCCUUGUAAGGAUUCAUGUAAGGGAAGUGUUUUUAUCGGUGGAUUUCACAAAAUUGCAGCCAAACAGUACUAAUAACUACGAUGAACUUCUGCGUCUAAAGAACAAGUGUCAGUUUGGCGUAGGUAUUUUUUACAGUGUUACAAACCUAGAUGUAAAGGUGACGGAGCUGUGUGAGCUAGUCAUGUAGAGAUAGAGCAAUGUUGGUGAGCACUUCAAUUCCCACACUUUAGACUGUAGAAGGAGUUAAACUCUAUGUGCAAUACUGUUAAUAUAAAAUCCAAGAUCCUUUCCGUAAUGGGGAAUUUGACAUUGUUUUACCUUUGUAAAGUGCACUCUAACAUUAAAAAAAAUUGGUGAUUUUUUCCCAUAGUAUACGGUUAAGAAAGCUAAUGUAUUUGUUUUUGCAUCAAGACCCCGCUGAGUGUAGGUCCUCUCACUUUGUUCAACCCUGGUGUGUUGAGAAUAUUUUACCUAGUUAACCUGUGAAGGCUGAAGAUAUUGAAAAUGUUUCCAUUUUG
Molecule: messenger RNA, 3711 nt
Organism: Myripristis murdjan (pinecone soldierfish)
Lineage: Eukaryota; Metazoa; Chordata; Actinopteri; Holocentriformes; Holocentridae
Product: FERM domain-containing protein 5-like
Exons: 14
Coding region: 303-2030 (575 amino acids)
Biological process (GO): actomyosin structure organization
Cellular component (GO): cytoskeleton
Molecular function (GO): cytoskeletal protein binding
Source: RefSeq, a predicted model, not a curated record